GCUUGUCCUCCAUUGUCGCCUUCGUCAUCCUCCCGCCUCGACGCUGCCGACAACCACCCCGUGCAAAAUGAAGCUCUGGAGUCUCCUCCGAUUGUAUCUCGUCUCGCUCUUGGCCCUCGGCGCUGCCGCCGAGCUCUCGGUCAAGGAGGCCUAUGAGCUGGCUGAAAAGUCGGUGCUCUUCAUCGAAGAGGUCGAGUUCCAGGACAGCAUCUCCACCGGCUCCUGGGUCGUCUUUUUCGGCACCAAGUGGUGCCCCCACUGCCAAAAACUGACCCCCAAGUGGCUCAAGAUGCAGCAGGCCGUCCAGGAAUACGCACCCAACUUCAACGUCCGCAAAGUCGAAUGCACCCGGAACGAGGCUUUCUGUGACGGCCAGAACAUCCAGGGAUACCCAACUCUCAAACUCUUUGUCGAUGGCAAGUUCGUUGAGGAGCUUCCCGACAGAGCCAUUGUCGAUGAAGAUACUCUCAUCAAGUACGCCAAAGAAAAGGCCAUCGCCAGCAAACCCAAGGAGGACUAUGUCAACAAGCUUAAGGCCCUGGCUCUGUCCCAGUCCUCGGGCUCGUCCGUCAAUCCCAAGGGCGAGUUGGUUCAUCUCACCCAAAACACCUUCCCUGAUGCGUCGAGCAGCCAACCUUGGUUUGUGAUGUUCCAUGCUCCCUGGUGUGGCCACUGCAAAAAUCUGGCACCCACCUGGGAGGUUCUUGCCCGCGAGCUCAAAAACAAAGUCAAUGUGGGCAAGGUCGAUUGCACCGUCGAAACUGGCCUCCAGAAAAAGUACAAGAUUGCCGGUUUCCCCACUCUGAAAAUUCUACAGGGCUCCAACGAGAUUGGAGAGUACCGAGGUGCGCGUACCCUGGACGCCCUUCGCGAUUACGCCCUCAAGGUCUUCAACAAGCCCGUCUUUGCCCCGAUUCUCGCCAGCGAUAUCGCCACCGCUCGCUCGUCCCAUGAGAUCUCGUUCUUCUAUGUCUACAACCCUGUCGGAGCUUCCGAGGAAUCUCUGCACGCUUUCAUCAACGUUGCCAAGGCCAACCGCGUCGAUUCCCACUUUUACAUCGUCCCUGAUGCCGCUGGCUUCAAGUCGUUCAACAUUGCUGACAACUCGGGACCUAUUAUUGUCGCCUCCAAAGACGAUGGCGCGACCUUUGCUCUCUACGGCGACAGCCUCAGCGACGAGGGCUCGCUCACUCAGUGGGUUGCCAAGCACAAGGUCCCGGUUGUGCCGGAGGUUACCGGCGCCAAUUCGCAGCGCAUCCUGGGAGGCAACAACGUGGUUGUCAUGGCUAUCGUCCAUGGAUCCGAGCAAAGCCAGAAGCAGGGUGUUCUGAAGCAGAUCCGCUUGGCUGCGACCGAGUUCGCUGAAAAGUCCGACGCCACCGAUGUUUCGUUUGUCUGGCUGGAUGGCGAGCAGUUCGAUAGCUACAUCUUGCGCGUUUUCAAACUCAAGACUCACAACCUGCCGGCCCUCAUCAUUAUGGACCCCAAGACCGAGCUGUACUACGAUACUGGCGCGGACGGCGAGCGAUUCGAGUUGAGAUCGAGCGCCAUUGUUACUGCAGCCGUGAGCGUCGCCAAGCACGAUGCAGCCCUGACUCCCAAGUACAUCAACUCGUGGUUCUCGACCCAGAUGCGCCGCGUUGGCAAGGUUCUCAGCCCUCUCGGAAUCUUCGUCCUGCGCCAUCCGAUCGUCUCGAUAGCCGUUGUGAUCAGCGGUAUCCUUUACUUUAUCUAUUGGGUCAUGAAGGACGACACUCCUGCGGACUACCACACCGUCAAGAGCGAGUAGAUCCUAUGGCCGCCGUGAUCGAGGCUCUCGAGCACACGCUCUGGCGAUGAGCUUGCAUCGAGUUCCGAUGCCUCUGCUGGUUUACAUCGUGAUCAAUAGAGCUUGGGCCGACUGCUUGCUGGACGCAAUCGCAUACUCGGUCGCUGCAUCAACGAGGCAUCUCGGGGAACCCAUAUCGAUGACACUCGCUCCAAUAUCGUG
This is a messenger RNA of Polychytrium aggregatum, 1990 nucleotides long. Its product is annotated as thioredoxin-like protein. The record is from RefSeq and is a predicted model, not a curated record. The transcript has 14 exons. Gene Ontology annotation, cellular component: endoplasmic reticulum. Lineage: Eukaryota; Fungi; Chytridiomycota; Chytridiomycetes; Polychytriales. Gene Ontology annotation, molecular function: protein disulfide isomerase activity. The coding region runs from base 68 to 1789 and encodes 573 amino acids.